This is a messenger RNA of Nelumbo nucifera (sacred lotus), 3978 nucleotides long. NCBI's taxonomy places the organism in Eukaryota, Viridiplantae, Streptophyta, Magnoliopsida, Proteales, Nelumbonaceae. The record is from RefSeq and is a predicted model, not a curated record.
ACGUGAAAUGACGAGGUUCGUCUUUUGUUCCCCCAAAGACCAGCUGCGAGAGUUCAAGCGAUAAGCUUCCAACUUUCCAAGAGUCUACCGACCUGGUUUUUUGGGGAAGGGUUUUCGUUGCCACAGUAUCUAUGAUCUGCAUGAUUUCAGGGAAUUAAAAGAGGGGAAGAAAGAAUCUUACUCUUUCUUUCUGUUCAUAAAUACUUCUUCAUCAGAUAAGUUCUUCGAAACAGAGGCUAAAAGGGGAACAUCGUAUUGGCGCCAAUUCUUGUUGCCUGGGACCGAAUAGGCGCGAAUUGAAAGAUUAACCGAUUUCUAUAGUUUUGAAACCAUGAAGGCCAUGGAGACAUUGCAAGAUCUGAUCGAGGAAGCCAAGAUUCGAACUGUGUGGUGGGCGUUAGUCAUCUUCGCCGUAUCGUACUUCUUGUCGCAUACAAGUAAAUCAAUGUGGAUGAAUAUUCCCAUAUCAAUUCUCUUGGUUUCUGGAUUGCGCAUUCUAACUAAUGAGGUGGAGCUUCGCUGGAGGGUUCGACCAGUUCGUAGGCAGACAUAUCUAUCUCACCUGGAGAAGGAACAAUUGUCUCUGGAUGAUCCUCACCUUUCAUUUCUUCCACCUCCCUCAUCAAAAUGGACGAGUAAAAUUGAUUCUCCUUUGGUGGAAGCUGCUCUUGAUGAAUUAAUUAAUAAGAUUUUGCAGGAAUUUGUGAUAGAUUUGUGGUACUCUUCGAUCACUCCUGACAGAGAGGCACCUGAGCAAAUACGCCUAAUAAUCACUAAUGUCAUAGGUGAAAUAUCAGGAAGGGUGAAACAGAUCAACCUUGUCGAAUUGCUAACAAGGGAUAUGGUUGACCUGAUUGGUGACCACCUUGAUCUUUACAGAAAAAAUCAAUCUGCCAUUGGUGCAGAUGUCAUGGCAACACUAUCUUGUGAGGAAAAGGAUGAGAGGCUGAAACAUUACCUUAUGGCAUCUAAGAACCUUCACCCUGCUCUGAUAUCUCCCGAGUGUGAGUACAAGGUUCUUCAACGGCUCAUGGGAGGAGUUUUGAGUGUGGUAUUAAGUCCAGCAGAGGCGCAAUGUCCUCUAGUUCAAUGCAUUAGCAGGGAAUUUCUAACUUGCUUGGUGAUGCAACCUGUCAUGAAUUUCGCCAGCCCUGUGUACAUCAAUGAGUUAAUUGAGCAUCUUUUCCUUGCUGCAAAUGAUGGUGACAAUAGAGAGGCAAGUGGUGAUCAGUCAGCUGAUGGUCAUCAUCAUGAUCAUUCUGGUGCAACUGGAUCUACACAGGGUGUUGAACCUACAAUGGAGAAAAAAUUAUCAACCUCUGAUCAACCAAGUGGCAUGAUAUUGGCUACAGGCAGCAACCAAGGAGGCAUGGGCAUGGAUACUUAUGCAAAAAGCAAUAUCUGCAUGUCUAAUGAAGACCGCAUUCACCCACGACCUGCAGAUUGGGCUAGGGUGUUAGAGGCUGCAACUCAGAGAAGAACUCAAGUUCUUGCUCCUGAAAAUAUUGAGAACAUGUGGACUAAGGGAAGAAAUUACAAAAAUAAAGCUGAGAAGCUUGCUAAAGCAGGAUCAUUACCAGGAUCUGUAAUUAAGCCUCCAGGAACUGUGCUUGUCAGUAAGUUGAGCAAGGAAAUGCCAGCCAAAAUUCAUGCAAGUCCUACAGGAACGGAGGAUAAAGCUAAUGUGCAAUUCACACAGGGACUAAACCUUGAUUGUCAAUUUAGUCAUGGAACUGACAUUGAAAAACAGUCAUCUCAGGAUCUGAACAAAGGACCAUCUUUUGGAGGGGAGCAUGCUAUAUUGGAGGAUAAUACUGCUGUAGCUGCUGCUGAUAAAAAAAAUACUGCUGUAGCUACUAAUGGAAAGAAAGCUCAUCUUAAGCGAUCUAAUAGUACUUCUUCUUUGAACACCCAACCUGAUGUAGAGAAAACAUUUAUAGGUGUAGGUGGAUGCUCUAUCAUAUCUGAAGAUUUCUACAGCCCAAAUUCUGGAUCACAUAAAGAAGAUCAUAUUGUUAGCAGCAACCCUGAUGUGGUAUUCUGUAGUGAAGGACUACAACAUGCCCCCAAGCUCAAGUGCCGGGUUGUUGGAGCAUAUUUUGAAAAACAUGGGUCAAAAUCUUUUGCAGUUUAUUCCAUUGCUGUGACAGAUGCAGAAAAAAACACAUGGUUUGUGAAAAGAAGGUACAGUAACUUUGAGCGCCUGCACCGACACCUUAAGGAUAUACCAAAUUAUACAUUACAUUUGCCUCCCAAGCGGUUCCUUUCAUCAAGUACUGAUGAUUCUUUUGUUCAUCAACGCUGCAUUCAACUUGACAAAUAUUUGCAAGACCUUUUGUCAAUAGCCAAUGUUGCUGAGCAGCAUGAAGUGUGGGAUUUCUUAAGCGUUUCCUCAAAGAAUUAUUCCUUUGGGAAAUCUACCUCAGUAAUGAGAACGUUGGCAGUUAAUGUAGAUGAUGCUAUGGAUGACAUUGUGCGCCAAUUUAAAGGGGUUUCUGAUGGUUUGAUGCGUAGAGUUGUUGGUUCACCUUCAUUACCUUAUGCAGCUUCUCCUUCAAUUAUGAGCAAGAAUUUCUCCUUGAGUGCAGAUGACAUAAGUAGGCGUUCUGCAAAUAAACCUGAUUCAAGCUACAACCACAUGGAAACUUCACAUUGCUUAUCUGAUCUUGAGGAAAGUCUCAAAAAUGUAGGUAGUGGCCAUGGGGGAAUAGGAUAUGAGGCAGAAGUUAAUGGUUGGCAUUCAGACAAUGAAUUGAACUCUAAAGGUUUCCCACCUCGAGUGGUCAAGCGUCGCAAUGACUCCAGAGGAUUAGGUUCUGCAAAAAGCCAAAGGUUGAAUUUGCAAGCUGAAAGGAUUGGUUCAGAUGGAUAUCCUCUAGCUAGUUCUUCCUUAACCUAUGAUUCUGUAGAGGAUCCUGUUGGAGUGCCACCCGAGUGGACACCCCCUAAUGUUAGUGUGCCUUUGUUGAAUUUAGUUGAUAAUAUUUUUCAGCUAAAGAGAAGGGGUUGGCUAAGAAGACAGGUCCUAUGGAUUUCAAAGCAAAUUCUACAGUUGAUGAUGGAAGAUUCUAUUGAUGACUGGCUCUUGAGGCAAAUUUAUUGGCUUCGGAGAGAUGAUGUUAUUGCUCAAGGGAUUCGUUGGGUCCAAGAUGUUCUCUGGCCUAAUGGCACAUUUUUUUUGAAAUUAGAGAAUAAUCAAGGUGAUAUAGAGCUCAAUCAGAAACCAGAGCAUGGUGCAACCAGUUUGGCUGGCAAUAAGUUCUCUAAACCAGGGUCAUUUGAACUACAGCUUGAGGCAACUCGCAGAGCUAGUGAUGUCAAAAAGAUGAUCCUUGGUGGAGCUCCAACUGCCUUAGUCAGCUUGAUAGGACAUAAACAGUAUCGACGCUGUGCAAAGGACAUUUAUUAUUUCCUUCAGUCUACCAUCUGUGUUAAGCAACUUGCAUAUGGGAUGUUGGAACUACUGUUCAUUUCAGUCUUUCCUGAGUUGCGUGAUCUUGUUAUGGAUGUACAUAAGAGCAUGCAUGUUGAACCAGCAUAGGAACCUCAAGAAUAAGCGGCAAAACCUUUAGCUUCUAAGAAUGUGCUCUCUUUUCUUUUGUAAGUGGUCAGAUGCUCAGAGCAGCAAAACAUCUACAAUUAUGAUGAUACUCGUGCUUGGGUUAUCCUAUUUUGUACAUUCUGAAAUGGGGGGGAAGUUCGGAAUCUUCUUGCUUGAUGACUGAAAUUCUUUUUUGAGCGUUGGGGAGGUGCCCUGUAUCUCUCUAAUUCAAACUGUACAGAUUGUAUAUUUAGAGUCUGUAUAGUUCAUAGUGGUCUAUAACCACUUCAACCAACACACGCAAUCAUUCUUUAGCUGAGGCUUUUUACACUGGAAUUCAAUUACGUAAUUAAAGGUUUUCUUUGGUUUUUGACCUGUAAUGCAUGUAGAACUCUGGCUUUUCAUAAUUAUUCUGAACCGAUAUUUUGUUUGUCCCA